Racocetra fulgida is the source of this 592-nucleotide messenger RNA. NCBI's taxonomy places the organism in Eukaryota, Fungi, Glomeromycota, Glomeromycetes, Diversisporales, Gigasporaceae. The record is from the annotation of a GenBank genome assembly.
CUGGUAUCGAUGAUAUCACUAUUCUUGAAUAUCAAGAUCGUAUCGGUGGACGUGUCCAUACUCAUUACUUUACUGAUGAUCCUGAUGAUGAAAGACGUUUAUAUGGCGAACUUGGCGCAAUGAGAUUAUCUUACGUUCAAGAUCGGCCAGAACUUAGUCCACAUCAACUAGUCUUUGAUACAAUUGAUUAUCUGAAUGAAUAUAAUAAAAAGGAUGAUCCAGAUAGAAUUAUCAAGCUUAUUCCUUUUAUUAAUAGAAAUCCAAAUGCCUUGUAUUACUUCAAUAACAAAAAGGCACCAUCCGGUGAAAUCAUGACUAAUAAUUACUCUGCAAGCGUUGGAGCAAACCAAUUAGGAUUACCUGAUGAAAUUCCAGAUAAUUAUCUUAGUUUGUGGAGUGAUGCAUUACAACCUUUUUUUGACGAAUUGGAUGCAAAUUUCACAAAUGGUCUCAUAAAUUUAGAAAGUUAUGAUCAUCAUAGUGUCUAUUCUUAUUUAAGAGAAGUUAUUCUCCCUAAAGCAUUACCAUCAAAAUCUGCUGACUAUGAUGAAAUUAUUAGUGCUAUUGAAUUGCAAGAAGCAGGCACAGGCAU